AUGUCAGACAGUGUGUCUGUCGUCCAAGUCGGAUUGGAUGGUCGACCGGCCGGUAUCAGAAGGGGAGAACUAUCAGCGAACAGUUUAGACGAGAUACUUGGUCCCCCAGGAGACGAUCCAGCGAAGUACUACUCCCUGAGAAUCGUAGCGCUGCACUACGAGGAUCCCCAGGCACAGAAUCGAAACCGAAGUAGCAAAGACGAGCUAUCGACAGCGAGGAAGACACGCGAGGCAGACGAAGUGGGCGCCAUCAUUUGGCUAGCAGAGAACCUUGGUGUCUCCCCUUGUUUUUUCGAUGGUGCUCUAUCCUACUCCAACUCGACCGUUCUCGAACUUCCACCACCGCCACCACCUAUUGAGGCGCCUAGAAGCAUGCCCAUGCUCGAAAGCGAGCCAGCCGAUCCCGAGAAAGAAAUGCAACCUGUGGAGUUCCCGAGUCGACACUGGACCGAGGCGCUUCGCCCAGAAGAUAAUUCUCUGAAUGGCGUUUACAUCACGCAAGUCACGGGUACCUGGUCUGUGGUUUGGUUCAGCCAUCGCCUCGAUACCGACCUUUCCACCUACGUGAUCCACAACAGCGGCCCAGAGGCGACCGGAAACCUACUGAGGUACUUAUUCUCGAGAGAUCGUAUGCCAAAGAUUCCGCUCCUGGCAAUCGAUUCCUUGAUAUGCAACGAGGAGAAACUGUACCGUGAGUACACCACUCGGCUAGAGAAGACCUGGGUUUCGCUACAGAGGUUGGAGGCCUUGAGGUCAGGAUCAUUAAACCAGACGGGGGAAGAAGGCGUCGAAGACCUCGAGAAAGCCUACAUCUCCGUCUACGAGAUGGACAGCGCCUUCGGAAACAAGGCACGCGUCUUAUCUCUCCUCCGACAGGUGACGAACACGCGCGUCAAGCUCGCUAUUUCAAGAGCGGAAACGCAGUGGAUGAGCGUACCUGAUGCGACGCAGACGCUCCUGGACAACAUGGAGAGAACUGUACAGGCGCGACAGGCGGUGAUACGAGACAGCCUCACCACCUUGUCGACCUUGAUGAACUUGAAAUUGGCAACCACGAGCUCGCAGCUAGCAGCUGAUGCGAGGAAGGACAGCUCGUCGAUGACAACAAUUGCGCUGCUUACCAUGUUCUUUCUCCCGGGAUCCUUUGUCGCGUCCCUGUUCAGUACGCAGUUCGCUAGAGAUUACCAGCCAGGCGACUCGACCAGCAAACCAAACCUCUUCCAUCCGACAGCUUGGAUCUACGGAACAAUUGUUGGCGUCGUAACCCUUGCGGUGUUCGCGGUAUGGGCAUCGUUUCAUAUCACGGGACUCUCAUGUUGGAGGCGAAUGAAGAGGAAGCUCGGGGGAGGGAGUAGUGGUAGCAAGAAAGGAGAAAAGCAGUCACAGUUGCCGAUCCAGUACCGAGGAAUGAACUCCGUGUAG
Messenger RNA from Coprinopsis cinerea okayama7#130, 1422 nucleotides. RefSeq lists its product as hypothetical. Lineage: Eukaryota; Fungi; Basidiomycota; Agaricomycetes; Agaricales; Psathyrellaceae. The coding region runs from base 1 to 1422 and encodes 473 amino acids. The record is from RefSeq and is a predicted model, not a curated record. The transcript has 7 exons.